AUGUCGAACCCCCUACCUUCCAUGCCCGCCGUCCGCCCGGUCGCGGUGCCCGUCAGCGCUCCCUCCAGUACCUGGGAUCGCAUUACUUCAUGGGCAUCCGAGAAUAAGGCCGUUGUAUAUACUAUUGCCGGUGUCGCUGUUGUUAUAACUGGUGCUGGCGCUGUAUACUAUCUCAAUUCGGACUCUAAAUCAAAAGAUGAUGGAGUUCCUAAGCUCAGCAAAAAGGAACGUCGCAAGCGCAAGGAGGCCGAGCGCAAAGCCGCCGAGAAACAGUCCGCCCCUGCGUCCUCGCAACCGAAAACUUCCACUGUUCGCGUCGGCGAAGAGCUUCCCGAGGUCGACGAAGCCAUUGUACAGACCCUCACCCAGGAGCAGCGCGAGCAGUAUGCUGCCCAACUCAAGCAGGCUGGCAACAGAGCUUACGGCGACAAGGCCUACAACGAAGCCAUCGACCUUUACACCAAGGCUAUCCUCUGCAAGCCUGACCCCGUCUUCUACUCGAACCGUGCUGCAUGCCAUGCAGCCAUAUCAAAUUGGGACACCGUGAUCGAGGAUACCACUGCCGCCAUCACCAUGGACCCCGACUACAUCAAGGCCAUCAAUCGCCGCGCCACCGCCUACGAGCACAAGAAGAUGUACUCCGAGGCUCUCCUCGAUUUUACUGCCUCGUGCAUUAUUGAUAACUUCAAAAAUGAUACUACCGCACAGGCUGUUGAACGCCUGCUCAAGACCUUUGCCGAGGUCAAGGCCAAGGAGAUGAUGUCUUCGCGCUCUCCCAAGCUUCCCAGCCCCAUCUUUGUCGGCAACUACCUCCAGAGCUUCCGUCCCAAGCCUCGCCCCGCCGGUCUUGAGGACUCUGCCGAGCUAUCUCUUGACACCGGUCUCGGUCAGCUGCAGCAUGGCCUUCAGGGCCUUGAGAAACGCACUUCCGAAGGAUAUGAAGAGGCUCGUCUUGCUUUUGAAAAGGCCAUUGAGCUUGGCGAUCUCGGUGAUAACGAGGCGCUCGCCUACAACUGCCGCGGCACUAUGCGCACCCUGCUCGGCGACCACUCUGCCGCCACUGAGGAUUUUGAUAAGAGCAUUGAGCUCGACCCCACCAUGACCCAGAGCUAUAUUAAGCACGCCAGCAUUAGUCUCGAGCUUGGCGAGACCGCUGAAGCAGACCGCGAAUUCGCCGAGGCUCUCAAGCAGGACCCCAACGAUCCUGACGUCUACUACCACCGCGCCCAGGCCAACUUCAUUAGAGGUGAUCUCUCCGAGGCUCAGAAGGAUUACCAGAAGUCAAUUGAUCUGGACAAGGACUUCAUCUUCUCCCACAUUCAGCUUGGUGUGACACAGUAUAAGAUGGGCUCCAUUGCUUCUUCCAUGGCUACCUUCCGCCGCUGCAUCAAGAACUUUCCCAAGGUCCCAGAUGUAUACAACUACUAUGGUGAGCUGCUGCUCGACCAGGGCAACUUUAGCGAAGCUGUCGAGAAGUUUGACACUGCCGUGGAGAUGGAGAAGCAGACCAAGCCCAUGUCUAUGAAUGUGUUGCCCCUGAUCAACAAGGCGCUUGCUCUGUUCCAGUGGAAGCAGGACUUCAAGGAGGCUGAAAACUUGUGCGAAAAGGCUCUCAUCAUUGACCCCGAGUGCGACAUUGCCGUAGCCACCAUGGCCCAGCUCCUUCUGCAGCAGAACCAGGUCGCCAAGGCCCUCAAGUACUUUGAACGCGCCGCCGAGCUUGCCCGUACCGAAGGUGAGAUCGUCAAUGCCCUUUCUUAUGCCGAAGCCACGAGAACGCAGGUCAAGGUGACGGAAAAGUACCCCCAGCUUGCAGCCAAGCUCGCCGCCUCGGGAGCCGGUGGCGGUCUGCGCAUGGGCGUUUAA
Molecule: messenger RNA, 1866 nt
Organism: Beauveria bassiana ARSEF 2860
Lineage: Eukaryota; Fungi; Ascomycota; Sordariomycetes; Hypocreales; Cordycipitaceae
Product: import receptor
Exons: 2
Coding region: 1-1866 (621 amino acids)
Biological process (GO): intracellular protein transport
Cellular component (GO): mitochondrial outer membrane
Molecular function (GO): protein binding; protein-transporting ATPase activity
Source: RefSeq, a predicted model, not a curated record